AUUAUUUGAUUCUUUCUCUUCCUCAUCUUAUCGAAAGAAGUACUUUAAAGUCAAGCACACACACGAACAUACACAUACAAGUCCCUCGUUUGUUCUAAAAAGACAGAGAAAACUACUUGCUAUCAAGUAAUGCAGACAAUAAAAUGCGUAGUGGUUGGAGAUGGUGCUGUAGGCAAGACAUGUCUCUUGAUCUCGUACACAACCAACAAAUUUCCUUCUGAGUAUGUUCCUACGGUAUUUGAUAAUUAUGCAGUUACGGUUAUGAUUGGUGACGAACCUUAUACCCUUGGAUUGUUUGACACGGCUGGUCAAGAAGAUUACGAUCGUCUUAGGCCAUUGUCAUACCCACAAACCGAUGUAUUCCUAGUUUGCUUCUCAGUCACCUCGCCUGCUUCGUUUGAGAAUGUUAAAGAAAAAUGGUUUCCUGAAGUACACCACCACUGCCCAGGUGUGCCUUGUUUAAUUGUAGGCACUCAGAUUGAUCUACGCGAUGAUCCUACAGUUCUUGAAAAGUUGACGCGACAAAAGCAAAGACCUAUUGGGUUUGAAGCAGGUGAACGUCUUGCCAGAGAACUAGGCGCAGUCAAAUAUGUCGAAUGUUCAGCAUUGACACAAAAAGGAUUGAAGAAUGUAUUUGAUGAAGCCAUUGUGGCUGCCCUAGAGCCUCCAGUUAAGAAAAAAUCAAAGAAGUGCUUUCUUCUUUAAAAUGAAAACCCACCGCCCUGAAUUAG
Molecule: messenger RNA, 731 nt
Organism: Phycomyces blakesleeanus NRRL 1555(-)
Lineage: Eukaryota; Fungi; Mucoromycota; Mucoromycetes; Mucorales; Phycomycetaceae
Exons: 5
Coding region: 130-705 (191 amino acids)
Biological process (GO): small GTPase-mediated signal transduction
Molecular function (GO): GTPase activity; GTP binding
Source: RefSeq, a predicted model, not a curated record